This is a messenger RNA of Emiliania huxleyi CCMP1516, 2272 nucleotides long. RefSeq lists its product as hypothetical. The transcript is spliced from 5 exons. Gene Ontology annotation, biological process: mitotic sister chromatid cohesion; replication-born double-strand break repair via sister chromatid exchange; synaptonemal complex assembly. Gene Ontology annotation, molecular function: chromatin binding; protein binding. Gene Ontology annotation, cellular component: cohesin complex; synaptonemal complex. Lineage: Eukaryota; Haptophyta; Isochrysidales; Noelaerhabdaceae. Bases 22 to 1827 code for a protein of 601 amino acids. The record is from RefSeq and is a predicted model, not a curated record.
CUUGCGGGGCCUCCAAGCACCAUGUUCUACUCUCAGCUUGUGCUCGCAAAGAAGGGGCCGCUGGGCAAGAUCUGGCUGGCGGCGCACAUGGAGAAGAAGGUGCCCAAGCUGCAGAUCAUGGCGACCAACAUCCCCGAGUCGGUGGACAACAUCGAGAACCCCGACUGCCCGAUGGCGCUGCGCGUCUCCGGCCACCUGCUGCUCGGCGUCGUGCGCAUCUUUUCGCGCAAGGUGACGUACCUGAUGUCGGACUGCUCCGAGGCGAUCGUCAAGAUCAAGGACGCUUUCCGCGGCCCCGGCGCUGUCGAGCUCGCGCCGGGCGCCUCGACGCGCCGGUAUGAGGACAUCACCAACCCAGAGGCGUUCGACGAGAUGGACCUGGACGCGACGCUGCCGUCGCAGCAGGCGUUCGCGCAGCAGGAGGAGGACGAUCUCCUCGCCGGCAUGGCCCUCCCCGAGGGCUACGGCGACGUCACCGACGCCGCCGACGCCGGCCUCGGCCUCGGCGGCGACGCGACGCUCGAUGGCGACGGCGGGCUUGGCGGGCGCGCGGGCUUCGGCGAGGACGGGUUCGGCGCGGGGGCGGGCGAGGCGGAGGAGGCGGGGUUCGGGUACAACCACGACAUCGCCGCCUUCGAGGCGCCUCUCGAGCUGCACGAGCCGAAGCGGCGCCGCCGCUCGGCUGGCGGCGAGGAGGAGGAGGACGAGAUGGAGGUGGAGCGGAUGCGGUCGGCGACGGACGGCGUGUCGCCGAUGGGCGGGGCACUGGUUGGGACGAGCGGCGGCGAUGGCGACCUCUCGCAGCUCGCGCCGGAGCCGGAGCCUGCCCUCGACUUUGAGCCGCCUCGCUUCGACGAGGAGGAGGACCCCCUUCCAGGCCUGGGCGGGGCCGUCGUGGACGACUUUGACCUCGCGCGCCGCUCGUCGGUGCGCUCGUCGCAGGGACCGAACGCGCGCGGCUCGCUCGCGCCGGCCGACAGCGCGCGCAAGCCUGCGGCGCGGCGCAACAACAAGCGGAAGAUGCUGCUCGACGACGAGCUGCAGAUCCCGACCGCGCAGAUGAAGGCGCAGCUCGCCGACACCUCCGCCCUCCUGCUCGACCUCGACGCGCUGCCAACCGGCGGCGGCGCCAUGGCCGCCGACGCGGCCGCCGCAGCGCCCGCCGCCGACCCCUUCCUCGCGCCGCCCGACCUGCCCUACGUCCCCGCCGCGCUGCUCUCGCUGCCGUGCUUUGCGCCACACCAGCCCGCGCCGUCCAACAAGCGCCGCCGCUCCAGCGCCGGCGCGGCGGCGGCGGCGGCAGAGGAGGAGCGGCCACCGCCGGAGGAGGAGCCGCCGCCCUUCGACGAGCCCCUUCCUUUUGACGAGCCGCCGCAGCCCGACGAGACGUUCGACGAGCCACCGCCGCCGCCGUCUGCUUCCCGCCCCUUCCGGCCGUCGCCCGCGGGCCCGCCGCCGCCCUCGUUCGCCGCGAACAUGGAGCUGCCCGAGGUUGCCGCCAACGACGUCGCCGCCCCCGCCGGCGGUGGCUCGCAGGAGGAGGGGCGCACCUCCGAGGAGAAUUGGUCGCUGCGCACGCAAAAGAUGUACGGCGUGCUCGCCGAGGCGUUUGACGAGUCGGGGGGCGUCGCGCUCUCCUACAACGCGAUGAUCGACGCAACCUCGACCGCCGCCAAGCGCAAGGUCGUGGCGGGCUGCCUGCAGGAGCUGCUCUUCCUCGCGACGCACGGCGUGACGGAGCUCGCGCAGAAUGAGCCGUACGGCGACAUUGUCAUCGGCAAGGCGGACGGAUUCGACGACGUGAACAUCCAGAUCGCCGCCGCGUGAGCCCCUGGCCCGACACACAUCUGGCUCGUACCCCGCAAACCGCAUCUGGCACGGCCGCUCCCUCGCCACUGCAUGCAGCCACAGAGGCCGGGCUGCCGUGUCGAUGCCCCUCCUCCCGCCGGGAGUCAGCGCCCCCUCACGGGAGGAGGAGCGCCGCUCCCGCGACCGGCUGCCGCGCCCCGCUCUGUCGUAUACAGUACUCUGCACCGCGCGAAGGAGGCACUUUGUAUCGCCGCGGGCGACGCCGAGUGGCUGAAGCCGUCCGCGCUUGCGUUGGAAGCAUGUGGUGAAUCUCGUCUGCAUCUCGUGUCCCUUCUGUGUUCUGCCUGCUCUAUACUUUCGUGCUCGCGCCUCCGCGGCCGUGGCGUGGCCUUGUGACGCCUUGUUUGCCACGGGGAGCGCGCGCCUUUACUCGCAUAUGUGUGUUAAAUGCCGUUUUCACUUU